Molecule: messenger RNA, 1167 nt
Organism: Puccinia triticina
Lineage: Eukaryota; Fungi; Basidiomycota; Pucciniomycetes; Pucciniales; Pucciniaceae
Exons: 3
Coding region: 1-1167 (388 amino acids)
Source: RefSeq, a predicted model, not a curated record
AUGUAUAUGUAUAUGCAAGAUGGCAGUCGAAGGGACACAAGGGGAACACCACUGCCACUCCAGCCAAGCAGGACCACCACCAACCGGGAAAACCAAGGACUGAACUCAAGCAUGGAUCGUCGGAAACGUCGGCGCAAUCCGACCAAGAACAAAAUACCUACCCCAGCCCAUCCAGAAGAUAACCACCACGAAGAUGAGACGCUAGAUCCAGGAGUAGGACCGCCUCAGUCAGAGUUCAUCAGGUCCCUACCGCCAAGCUCUCUAAUCAAAUAUCUAAACCGACACUGUCUCUUGAAUUCGCCCUUUCAAUCGGCUCCUUCAUCGUCAGCAUCAGCAACAGCAGCAACAUCGGCUCCACCCCUUCCUACAUCUAGUAAAAAGCAGCUGGUCGAUGACUAUAACCGGUUCGCAUUGCUGCUCUCAUCAAGCCGUCAUCCCAAUCAGACAACCCAGCGGUCCGGCACGACCGAGGAUCGAGCACGGUCAAUAUAUGACAUGGACAUCAAGCCAGCCCAGACGGAGGACCAAUCCUCGUCGAUCUCGCAGUCCACCUCGGCCCUCUCCAGCGGCGGGGGCUCAUCAGGCUCGUCGAGUCCGGGCUUGGCCUGCUCGACGCGUUCGUCUUCCUCCUUUUACCGCAAGCUGUUCGGCCCGGCGGCUCUCCUGGAUGACGACGAGCACGAAGAUCAACCAGCCCGGAAGAAGCAAGCCAAGGCCGACCGCGCCGGUCCCCGCGACAGCCUGUUUUCCUUCGACGACAACCUCACCCAACUCGUCCUCGGCCACCACCACCAGAGCUUCCCCAGCCUACUCGUCAGCCCAUCCCAACCCGCCGGCUCCAUCCAACCCAGGCAGCGUCCCUCCUCCCCUACAUCCUCACCCUCCGCCGCCGGACCUAGACGACAUCUUUCCCGUCCUGGGCCAGACGACCACGAGCUCCUCUUCGGUCCCCUGCCCGACUCCCUCCAUCGCCCCUCUCUCAAGAGAAAAUCUAUCCAAAAAACCGCCACUCUUAAUCACCAUGGCUUCGUCUUCAACAUCCACCUCAACCAUCUACCCUCUAUCCUCCACCCUCAUCCGCCCUCAGAUCAUAUCCGACUCAUCGAAGAUCAUGUGCUCUCUAACUUUGUCUAUUCCGUCAAAACUAGAGAGACCUCAGGAGCUUAA